CCGCAUUUGGCCAAUCGUUAAAACCAUAUCUAUAUUUAAGCCAACUAAACGGAUAGAAUCGCCAUCAUGCCAGCCUUUUCGAAAUUCUCCAUCCUUUUGCCGGUCUUCCUGUCCAUCGCUGCCGUGAUCCUCACAGGUCUCGCCCUCUUCUCCGGAAGGCAGCAAGGGUUUCUAGAAGACUAUGCUAUUGCCAGGCUCAACACGUCCAUGAUAGGGCAUGAUGUCUUCGCCAAGGGUGCGCAAGACAAGGACAAGGACAAAGACAAGGGAAAGGGGGACGUUUUUGAUAUUCUACGAGGCAAAUGGCAAGAUCUCAAGGACGAUACUAGAGAUAAGGUCAACCAGAUCACUGCCAAUAUUGCUGAUGACAUUGCCGAUAAGAUCGGUGUUGCUGACUGGUAUUCGCUACAUGUCAUGAAUUCUUGUCAUGGACAGUACUCACCAAAGGCGACUGACAUUGGAGCCAGUCUCAAUGUUACUAAUUGCACAGACCCAUCACCAAAAUACCGCUUCAAUCUCACCCAAAUGUUGGAUCAUCAAAUCAAGGCAGGUCCAUUGCACAUCAACCUAGCCGAUCUAGAUUGGCCUGACUCCAUACAAGAAAAGCUCGACAUUCUCAAUGACGCACUGCUAGCACUGUUUUCACUUUAUGCUAUUGGCUUCGGAGUGUGUGCCUUGACCUUCCUCUGCAGCCUCUUCACGUUGACGUCUCCGGAGAGUCGCGGUCUGGUACUUCUUAAUCUAGCCCUUGCCAUCGUGGCAGCUAUUGCAACCACUGCUGGUAGUAUUGUGAUUACUAUUGCCACCAUCAAAGGAGUGGACGAACUGAAUGCUAUCGGACAUCGAGCUGGCAUUGUUGCUGAAAAGGGAACAAAGUUCCUCAUCAUUACUUGGGUUGCAUCGGGAUGCAUGAUUCUUGCGUCUAGCUACUGGCUAAGCCACGCAACAAUUCUUAAGCGCCGCCAGAGAUGGCAGCGACCAAAGCAGGUAACAGUGUAG
Messenger RNA from [Torrubiella] hemipterigena, 999 nucleotides. Lineage: Eukaryota; Fungi; Ascomycota; Sordariomycetes; Hypocreales; Clavicipitaceae. The record is from the annotation of a GenBank genome assembly.